ACUUGCAAUCAUCAUAAUACAUAGAUCACCAACAAUUUGUAAAACAAUGGCUCAACUUGGAGUUAUUAAUUUGUGUAUACUGAAAAUGUACUCAGAGGAUGAAUUAAUUGAGGAUAUUUCAAUUCCACAACAGAAAAAAGAAAUAAUAAAUUUUGAUAAUUUAUAUGUGCCAUACAUGGAACAAUUGACAACAUUUUUAUGGGGAAUUUUGAUGGGAUUACGACAGAUUCCAAAAGAUGAACUACGUGCAAUAAAUUCCCCAGGAAUAUCUCAGAUGUGGUGCCUUCGAUACAUUCUUCGCAAAACAGUAUUAAAGGGGAAUAAUCAAUCCACUCGAAACGAUAUAAUGGGUUUAAUAUUACUAAUAAUAUCAAUAUUUCAUUUUACUCCUAUAGUUGAAGCCGGAUUAGCUGAAGAUAUUGUUUUGUUAUCGAUGAUAACAGAGAUGCGAGAAAAAAUUACAUGGUUGAAUGAUCUUAAAUUUGAAGCGAGUAACGAUGAUUUAAAAUUCAAACAAAUGGCUAUUUUGAUUACAUGUUACUGUUUAAAAGAUGCUGCUCAAAUACAGGUACUUCAACACUUUCAAGUGUUAACAAUGUAUUUAAAGAUUGUAAAUUCAAAAUUUGAGCCUAUUGGUGUUCCAUGGAGUAAAUGUCAACAAAAACUAUUGUUAUUGACAGUGCUGCGUGCAUUUACCAUACUUGUACCAGUUUGUUUGGAUGAAUUUAUCAAGAAUAAUGGAUUUCAUCAAAUUUCAUUUUUAGUGGAAGAAUUCACAUUUUGUCCAUACGAUAUUGACAUAUUAUAUUCAGUCUGUAAAACACUAAAUGUAAUUGUCAAAACAAAAGAUAGAAAUUUAUUAGAACAUUUACGAAGUUUACGUUCUAGUAACACUUUUAUUUAUAUUCAAUCGUAUCCAAUAAAUAGAUCACUUCAAUUAACACUAGCUGUUCUUGAUCGUUUUCUAACACCGAGUAUGCAUGAUUCACCUAUUUCAAAUAAAUUAAUAAUGUGCUUGGGUGGCUUCAUAUGGGAGGCAAUUGCAUGGACUCCGGCACAUUUAAAACAAUUCAUUAAUGCUGGUGGUGUUUUUUACAUAUUGGACGUUAUUGAGAAAGGAAUAUUUCCCGUCAAAAUGGUGUACAUAGGUAUUUUAGUUGACAUUUUGGAUGAAGGGUCGUGUAUAACACAAUUAAUUACUUGGCGUGGUGGAAAUGAUAAACGUACACUACUAAUACCUAUGUUACUAUCAACAUAUCGAUAUGAAGAGAAACGAAUACGUGUACAAAGGCAAAAAGAUGGUUGCGUAUUUGACGGAAGCUUCCCAAUAAUGGGUGAAGAACAGUGGUUUGAAACAUUUUUUAUGAAGAAUGAUACAAAAUCUAGUCCAGCAAUAAUAGACCUAUUAAUUAGUGCACGACCUAAAAUUUAUGCAAUUAUACAUAUGUUGCGUGAAAGAUAUGCAGAAAUGGUAAAAAUUGCGAACGAGCAUUAUAAAACAUUCAAGGAAAAUUUGUCAUAUAGUGAUCAGAUAACAAUGGUAAUUGCUGGAAAUUUUUUUGCUUUAAAAUUAAGCGAAAUAUGGGAAGAAGUUCGCCGUGAUUUACAAGUGGCUGGCAUAAAACCAUUGGCAAUUGAUUUUAAUAAUUUAACCACAUUAAUAGUCAGACAUCGAAAAUGGAUGAAUCAUUUAGUUGAAACUCAAAAAUCGAUUUUAAAUGAGUACAAUAAAAUCGAGACCAAAGAAUUCAACGACUUAUGGCAAUUACUUAGAGAAAAUACAUUACAAAAUUCAUUAGAAGGAUUAAAAGAAAUGGAUUUUCAACUUCGUACAAGUGACAUACGAUUCCGUAAAAAUCGUAAACAUGCUCGAAUAGAACAAAUAAAUCAAAUUGAUCAAUCAGUAACUGAUAAAGUAAAUACAACUUUGCCUAGAAACAUAGAUGUUCAAUCUGUUUACAAUUUACGAGUACAAUUAUGA
Messenger RNA from Chrysoperla carnea, 1981 nucleotides. RefSeq names its product cilia- and flagella-associated protein 69-like. Bases 47 to 1981 code for a protein of 644 amino acids. The record is from RefSeq and is a predicted model, not a curated record. Gene Ontology annotation, biological process: positive regulation of flagellated sperm motility. Gene Ontology annotation, cellular component: non-motile cilium; sperm midpiece. The transcript is spliced from 11 exons. Lineage: Eukaryota; Metazoa; Arthropoda; Insecta; Neuroptera; Chrysopidae.